Molecule: messenger RNA, 927 nt
Organism: Nerophis lumbriciformis (worm pipefish)
Lineage: Eukaryota; Metazoa; Chordata; Actinopteri; Syngnathiformes; Syngnathidae
Source: RefSeq, a predicted model, not a curated record
AUGAAGAUGUGGAUUGCUCUCGUGCUUGCCGCGCUUGCGGUCGGAGCGUCAGCACAAAGCUGUUCAUGUAGCACUAUGAAGUGGGCCACCUGUGAUGGAACUCCUUGCCAGUGUUACAUCCUGGUUGGUGAUCAGAUGAAACAAAAGCUCGACUGCAAUGCAUUGAUCCCCAAGUGCUUCUUGAUGAAAGCUGAGAUGUACAGAGCCAAAAAAGGCCUGGACACCCGUACUGGCAUCGGAGGAAAACCCGUGGAGACUGCUUUCUUGGACAAUGACGGCAUCUAUGACCCAGAGUGUGAGAAUGAUGGCAAAUUCAAGGCCAAGCAGUGCAACAACACAGAGGAGUGUUGGUGCGUCAACAGCGCCGGUGUUCGUCGAACAGAUAAAGGAGACAAGAACCUCAAGUGUGAGAAGCUGGUGGAGACCUACUGGGUCCGUCUUCAGCUGAAGCACAAACCAGUGACUGGUCCUGUGGACCCAGAACAACUGAAAAUGGCUAUUGCUGAUGCUAUCAACAAGCGUUAUGACAAUUUUAACAAGGAAUUUGUGAAAGAGAUUAAGUACGAUCCUGAUUCCCGCACGAUUGUGGUGGAUGUGAAGAAGCCCAAGGGAGAGCGCAAGACCGAUUUGAGUAAAAUGGCUUACUACAUGGAGAAAGAUGUCAAAGUGCUUCCUCUAUUCAAGGAUCAAGAGAAGUUUGAGCCCAGAGUGGGAGGUCGGAAUAUGGAGAUGGAGAACAUCUUGGUGUACUACGUAGAUGAGGAGGCCCCAACAUUCACCAUGAAGAAUCUUCCUGGUGGGAUCAUCGCAGUCAUUGUGGUGGUUGUCCUCACUGUGGUGGCAGGCUUGCUACUCCUGUUCUUCCUCAAAAGACGCCAGAGUCAGCAGUACAACAAAGCUCAGCAAAGAGAAAUGGAUCCCAUGUAA